Messenger RNA from Corvus hawaiiensis (hawaiian crow), 2032 nucleotides. RefSeq names its product transmembrane protein 72 (gene TMEM72). The coding region runs from base 419 to 1201 and encodes 260 amino acids. The record is from RefSeq and is a predicted model, not a curated record. Lineage: Eukaryota; Metazoa; Chordata; Aves; Passeriformes; Corvidae. The transcript is spliced from 5 exons.
AAUCAGCUUGGGCUUCCAGAGCCUCCACCUCAGGAACAGGGAAGGCCGUGCACCCAUGCACUUGGGGUACAAAUGCUCCCAAAGCCGCACCCCUGCCUUACCAAUCAUUAAUCACCCUGGGCCGACAAGGAGCAAGCAGCGAGCAGGAAAAGGCCAGGUCUCCACAGCCCCCACGGGAGCAGCAGGAAGCAGCACUGACCGGUUCCCUGGGGUGGCAGCUCAUUCUCCGACCACCCUCCCCUGGGAGGCCCUGUGGAGGUGGCCAGUCCUGCACGAACUGCCCUUUGCUUCAGGAAGGUCACUCAGUCCAGGGAGCGAGAGGCUCUGCCUGUUCCUGGGAGCUGCUGGGCUACGCUUGAGGUGGGGGCUCUGAAGAGGAGUUUCUGGCUGGCUGUACCGCAGCCCUCAUCUCCUCACCAUGCAGCACAAGGCAUUUUGGAGUGCCCUGGAGUAUACCUGCCGAUUGCUGGGCAUCUCCACCGCAGCAGUGCUGAUCGGUGUGGGCGUAGAAACUCUGCAGCGAGGACAGUUCAAAAGCCUGGCUUUCUAUCUGCUUUUUUCAGGGGUUGCAGUUACUGUCUGUGAAGGCUUCUUCUUUAUCAGUUUGUUCCUGGAGAUAUGCUUCACUCACAAGCCUGAAUCCCUGGCACAGGCCUGCUGGAAGCGAGCUAGACGCCCAGGGAGCUUCCAGAAAUUCCUGGGGUACACGCUGCUCUCAGUGGCUUGCUUCCUGCAUCCCGUCCUCGUCUGGCAUGUCACCAUCCCUGGGUCCAUGCUGGUGCUCACUGCCCUGGCCUACUUCCUGCUGAGCAAGAGGAGGAAGAGUCCUGGGCACAAAGAGACGCAUGCCCAGGCGGGCCAGUACGUGGACCCUUCGGCCACUGAGGCAGCCCCAACCAUCAUUGGUGACACUGAGCAGACCUACACCUUCCAUGGGGCCCAGAGGGAGCAGCACUGCUCACUCCUGGGCCAUAUGAAGAGCAUCCUGAAGGGCAGCAAGGACCAGCCAGCAGCCGUGCCAGUCCCUCGCAAGCAAGUGCACUUUCAGGAGAAGGUGGUGCAGAUCAUCCCCUCUGUCAGCGAGAACUUGGAGGAUGUGGAGAGUGAGGCUGAGGAGACCACAUCGGACACAACACCCAUCCUCACCCCACCUGAUGCCCCCAUCAUCCUCGCUCCUCUCAGCUCUGCUGGCCUCUUUUGAGCCCUCAGCAGGAACCAGGACAGGACAGACCUGCUACCCUGGAACGGAUAGAUGCUCCAGCAGCAGCCAAAGGGCCCCAGGAGGUGGCCCUUUCUGCCUUCCAUACUUUUGGGGUGACAACUGUGCCACCCCCUCUUAGAGGGGCUGCCUGCACUACCUGGUCACACGCGUUGUGCAGGGCCAGGGGACAGGCAGUGGUUCAGCCAGGGCAGUGCCAGCACAGCAAGGUUUCUGCUCCCACAGCCUCAUACACGUGUCACAACCCUGUUCAGCACUACACGCCACUGCAGUGCUCCUGCCUGACAUCUCAGCCAUGGCCUGUGCCUCCUUUCUGGCAGCAACAGGCAGGAGGAGGGGAGACUGCCAUGCCCCAGAGCACCUUCUCCUGGGGCACUUGUGUCCCUCUGGUCCUCGCUGCACAUUGCAGAGCUCGGGGCUGGGCCACAUUCAGCACAGGGCACUGCAGCCCGUGGGUUCCCUCACAGCACCUGCAUCCGCUGUAGCAGCUUGAGACAUCCAAAACAUUAUUUCAGAAAUGGGCCGACACCAAGCACACCCCUGGCCCUAGCACCUGCUUAGUACCUCCCCAGGCACUCUCUGAGCCCAGCAGGGAAAUAAUCUCUGGCCCUGGGGACACCUAAGCAGGAGCAGAGGCCUUCGAGGUGUCCCCUGCUUGGACAGCCCCCUUGAAUUAGAAGAACUUUGGGAUGAUAUAGCAGCCCAGGUCCUGAGGUUCAGCAGCAUGCCAGCACAGCAGACUGUGUGUAACUUCAGUGUGUGUAGUUAUGGCCCCCAGAGGGCAAAGGCAAUAAUAAAAUUACCAUACUGUCC